Molecule: messenger RNA, 1593 nt
Organism: Mercenaria mercenaria
Lineage: Eukaryota; Metazoa; Mollusca; Bivalvia; Venerida; Veneridae
Exons: 8
Coding region: 66-1253 (395 amino acids)
Source: RefSeq, a predicted model, not a curated record
GUUUCUACCGAUUGCAACAGCGUAUUUGUGUGGAUUCAGCAGCUACUGCGAAACUGACAAAAAAGAUGGAAAGCCCUUUUUGUUUAUACCACAAAGAUAAAGACAGUUUUAGCAGAAUACAAAAAGAGCUUCAGAAGUCUGGAUGGAUACCAAGAACAUGUGCUCAUAGACUUGCUAUGGCUGUAUGUUCCUGUAGGAAAAACAAACAACCAAUGCCAAGCAGAGAUGAAUUUCUUGACAGUCAGGCAAAACUGGAGGAACAGGUAGAUCCACUUAGAGCGUACCUUCCAAAGCAUUUACUUACAUGCUUAGACGACUGUAUGAACUCGGCUACUGAAACAGACUACAGUUACUGCCAGUUUAUUUCUAUACUGGUUAAAGCCAAACUUGGAGACUUCAGUAUGCUUUCAAGAGCUGUUCUUUCAACAAAUUCUAAAAUCUCAGAAAGAGAUUUGCAGAGAGAAAUCAGUCGUAAAAAGAAGUUAACUCCACAUCAGAUAGAAAUCAUCAAAAACAAAAGGAAAAGAAAGAUGAAUUCAGUUCUUAUAAAACUACCUGUAUUUCCAGGAAAUUUUACAAAACUGCAGCUAGACUUUGUCAAGGAGAGCAAAGGGUACUUAGAGCCUCAGUAUAAUUUAAACAAUCAAAAUUUUGAAAGUAAAAAAAUUGAAACUUGGGUCAAAGUUUGGGGAGACCCUACAAACAUGAAAACAUUGUCUGAACGUCUGACUGAAGAAGCGAGGGCUGUGCAGAAGCGCAUGGAUAGUGAAUGGAGGGAGAGAAGAACUCGUAAUGCAGAGAGAAGAAGAUACUUGGCUAGUGUUUAUGAUGAUGAUGAUGAUGAAGAGGAGUAUGAAAAUACAGUUAUGUCGGGAAAUGUGAAGGAACAUUUGACUGAUGAUUUUAGUCUGAAAGUUCAGAAAAGUGCUAAAAACAAAACUAAAACAGUACUAGCUAAGGCUCAGACAUCAGUGUUGCAGGGUGGUCACUGUCUUCAAUGCUACAAACCAUUCACUGACCUUCAUGAUGGUACAUCGUGCACCUUUCAUGAAGGAUUCAUAGUUUCACAGGAAUUAUCAAAUAAACGUAUAUGGUCCUGUUGUUCUGACGUAGUGAAUGAAGACAUGGAUGCUUACACUGUGCAUAGCACAACUGGAUGCAGUACAAGUCCAGUUCACAACUGGCGUACACACGCUAAGUCUAAAGGCAAAGACCGAGAGAACCAGUUCUACAACAGCCAUAAAUAUCAUUAAAUUCUACACAGCAUAAUUAUACAGAUGUUGUGUAAGACCAAGUACAAUGUGCAUAAUUUAACUUCAGAUUUGAUUAUUUCAAAAAUAUAUGUUGUACUUAUUCUGAAACUGGAUGAAUGUUUCCUAGAGUGAUCGUUAUAACCGGCACAGACAACACAGUGUGAACUGAUACGUACUAGGAGUUGUCACUAACCAGACUUGUUGCAACAACUGAAGAUGUGAAUGAUUUUAUUAUGUAUAUUUGUGUGGCCUCACAUUAAAAAGGACUUCAUAAAUGACAUAUGUUUUGUGAUGAUGUUUGAAAUUUUGUAUUUCAAUAAAAGCAUUCAUUUUGGGGUAA